Molecule: messenger RNA, 566 nt
Organism: Botrytis porri
Lineage: Eukaryota; Fungi; Ascomycota; Leotiomycetes; Helotiales; Sclerotiniaceae
Exons: 4
Coding region: 1-414 (137 amino acids)
Source: RefSeq, a predicted model, not a curated record
AUGAUAAGUGUGCUGCAAAAAGUAUCUAGUCCUAUCUCAUUUCGCCUCUCCUAUCCUAUCCCAUCUCACCUCUCCAAACCAAACCUCAAGAUAUCCACCUCCUCCAAUUCCCAAACACACUAUAAGCUUGUAUAUCGCGUCCUCCAUCUCACCUCUCUGCAAAAAAAGAUGUCAUAUUCGCUGUGGGCGGUGGAGUGUACGCCAAUGGAAAAUACAUCAAAGUCUGUUUUGAAAUUCCGGGAUUUGGAUAUAGCAGAGAAGGGAGCUGUGCCUCACACAGGGAAAGUAAGAGUUUUGGAACGAGCGGAGGAGGCCUUGGUGUAUAUCUUGUGCACCGGGGAGGAAGUUACAAGGAAAGCGGUUGAGGCAUUGAAGAGGACACACCCGUACGAAGAAGUGAGUUAUGAGGUUUAGGAACUAGAGGACUUUUGAAGUUUUCGAAUCAUAUCACGGGCUAUAUAGCAGUCAAUCUCUUACCCAUUCCAAAUCUUAAAUCGAUUUGUAGAGCAUCUUGUGAGGUAGCUACCAGCCAGCAUAAAUAAGCAUCACAACAGCAUGUGACGAGC